AUGAAGCUGCCAGGCCAAGAGGAGUUUGAACAUUCUGGUGCUCAUGGAAAUGUUCUUGCAGAGGAACUGGACAGUGGCCUUGGCCCUGGUCCCAGUCUUGGUGGUCCCUCAGACACAAACAGUGAGGAAUCGGGGGUAUCCAAGGAUCCUCUGCUCUUCAUUCAACUAAAUGAGCUGUUGGGCUGGCCUCAGGCACUGGAGUGGAGAGAGACAGGCAGGUGGGUGCUGUUCGAGGAAAAGCUAGAAGUAGGUGCAGGCCGGUGGAGUGCCCCAUAUGUGCCUACCCUGGCAUUACCCAGCCUCCAGAAACUUCGAAGCCUGUUGGCCGAGGGUAUCGUACUGCUGGACUGUCAAGUUCAAAGCCUCCUGGAGCUUGUGGAGCAGGUAAUCAGUGGGGAGUCACUUAACCCGGAACUGAGAGGGCAGCUCCAAGCCUUGCUGAUGCAGAGACCCCAGCACCACAUCCAGACCCCAGGCAUCAGGCCCUGCAGAGGGUCUAAUGCUUUCAGAAAUGCUUCUCAUGAUGAGGACACCCCCUCGAAGCACUGGAAUCCCUUGAGACAGAAGCUGCCUCCAGGAGCUGAGGCAGCAGCAGUGUUGGCAGGAGAGCUGGGUUUCCUAGAUCAACCACUAGGGGCCUUCGUAAGACUGCGGAAUCCAGUGGUGCUGGAACCUCUUACAGAGGUGAUCUUGCCUAGCAGGUUUUUCUGCCUCCUUCUGGGUCCUCCCACCCAGGGAAGGAGCUACCAUGAGAUGGGUAGGGCAGCAGCUGUCCUCCUCAGUGACCCGCAAUUCCAGUGGUCAGUUCGUAGGGCAAGCAAUCUUCAUGACCUUCUGGCGGCCCUGGAUGCCUUCCUACAGGAGGUGACAACUCUACCCCCAGGUCGGUGGGACCGGACAGCCCGGAUUCCCCCGCCCAAAUGCCUAGCCUCUCAGCACAAAAGACUCUGCUCAGAAAGGCAGGAAGUCACAGGCUUUUCUGGUGGGAGUGGGGCCCAGGCAGGACAGCACACACCCGGUCCAGAGUUGCAAAGGACAGGCAGGCUGUUUGGGGGUCUUGUCCAGGACGUGCGCCGGAAGGCAUGCUGGUACCCAAGCGAUUUUUUGGACGCCAUACACCCUCAGUGUUUCUCAGCUGUGCGCCACAUUUACCUGGCCACAGUCACGAACGCCAUCACUUUUGGGGGUCUGCUGGGAGACGCCACUGAAGGUGCCCAGGGAGUGCUGGAGAGUUUCCUGGGCACAGCAGUGGCUGGAGCUGCCUUCUGCCUAAUGGCUGGCCAGCCCCUCACUAUCCUUAGCAGCACAGGGCCAGUACUGGUGUUUGAGCGCCUGCUCUUUUCUUUUAGCAGAGAUCACAGCCUGGACUACCUGCCCUUCCGCCUGUGGGUAGGCAUCUGGGUGGCCACAUUCUGCCUGGUGCUGGUGGCUACAGAGGCCAGCUUGCUGGUGCGCUCUUUCACCCGAUUUACAGAGGAAGGAUUCUGUGCUCUCAUCAGCCUCAUCUUCAUUUAUGAUGCUGUGGGGAAAAUGCUGAACGUGAUUCGUGCCUACCCAAUCCAAAGGCCAGGAUCUCCUGCCUAUGGUUGCUUCUGUGAAUACCCAGGCCCAGGAGGGAAUGCAUCUGAGUGGACAAGUACAAAGCACAAAGACACAGAUGUCUUAAGCCACCUAGGCCUGGUCAAUGCAUCCUUGCUGUCUCCACCUGAGUGCAUCCAGCAAGGAGGCUACCCUCGUGGUCCCAGCUGUCAUACAGUGCCAGACAUUGCCUUCUUCUCCCUUCUCCUCUUCUUGACUUCUUUCUUUUGUUCCAUGGCCCUCAAGCAUGUAAAGAGCAGCCGCCUCUUCCCCUCUGUGGUGCGCAAGGUGUUCAGCGACUUUUCCUCAAUCCUGGCCAUCCUGCUGGGCUGCGGCCUUGAUGCCUUUCUGGGCCUAGCCACACCAAAGCUCUUGGUACCCACAGAAUUCAAGCCUACACUCCCUGGGCGUGGCUGGUUGGUGCCUCCUUUUGGAGCGAACCCCUGGUGGCUGAGUGUGGCAGCUGCCGUGCCUGCUCUGCUGCUGUCCAUCCUUAUCUUCAUGGACCAGCAGAUCACAGCAGUCAUCCUCAACCGUGCAGAAUAUAAACUGCAGAAGGGAGCUGGCUUCCACCUGGACCUCUUUUGUGUAGCUGUUUUGAUGUUGCUCACAUCAGCACUUGGGCUGCCCUGGUAUGUCUCAACCACUGUCAUCUCCCUGGCCCACAUGGAUAGUCUUCGGAGAGAGAGCAAAGCCUUUGUCCCUGGUGAAGCCCCCCACUUCCUGGGCAUCAGGGAGCAGAGGCUGACGGGUUUGGUGGUGUUCAUCCUUACAGGUGUAUCCAUCUUCCUGGCCCCUGUGCUCAAGUUCAUCCCAAUGCCUGUGCUCUAUGGCAUCUUUCUGUACAUGGGGGUAUCAGCACUCAGCAGCAUCCAGUUCAUGAAGAGAGUGCAGCUAUUGUUGAUACCAACAAAACGUCAGCCAGACAUGUUGCUCUUGCGGCAUGUACCUCUGAGCAGAGUCCACCUGUUCACAGCUAUCCAGAUUGCAUGCCUGGGUUUCCUUUGGAUAAUCAAGUCUACCCCUGCAGCCAUUAUCUUCCCACUUAUGUUACUGGGCCUGGUGGGAGUCCGAAAAGCACUGGAGUGGGUCUUUUCGCCACAGGAACUCCUCUGGCUGGAUGAGCUCAUGCCAGAGGAGGAGAAGAACAUCCCUGAGAACGGACUGGAGCCAGAUCGUUUGUUCAGCAGAAGUGACAAUGAAGAUUCAGAACUGAUGUAUCAGCCAAAGGCUCCAGAAAUCAACAUCUCUGUGAAUUAG
Messenger RNA from Cricetulus griseus (Chinese hamster), 2838 nucleotides. The record is from RefSeq and is a predicted model, not a curated record. Lineage: Eukaryota; Metazoa; Chordata; Mammalia; Rodentia; Cricetidae.